Penicillium expansum is the source of this 2013-nucleotide messenger RNA. Its product is annotated as putative C6 transcription factor. Gene Ontology annotation, cellular component: nucleus. The transcript has 5 exons. Gene Ontology annotation, molecular function: zinc ion binding; DNA binding. The record is from RefSeq and is a predicted model, not a curated record. Lineage: Eukaryota; Fungi; Ascomycota; Eurotiomycetes; Eurotiales; Aspergillaceae. Gene Ontology annotation, biological process: DNA-templated transcription. Bases 1 to 2013 code for a protein of 670 amino acids.
AUGUCUCUUGCACAGAAGCAGAAGUCUGAUCCAGAUAUCGACUUUAAUGCGGUGCAAUCAGAGAAUCGGGAUGCUAGCGCGACGCGUUCACCAGGAAUUCCUGAUCCUGAUGCGGCGUUGACUCCGGCUGACACGGGCAAGCUAUUCGUCAAAGAUGAUGGAACUAGUUAUAUUGACGGUGCGAAUUGGCGCGCUAUUCUAGAAGAGAUUAAUGAUAUGAAAGAAUAUUUAGACGAGGAUGGAGAAGAUUCCGACAAUGAAGGCGUCGAUAUUGACCCGUAUGAUGACUCGUCGCCAGUUUUGCUGCUUGGUCAUGGUCGUCCAGUGAGCAAAGAGGAGAUGCUUAUGGACAUUCCUCCACGGCCGAUAGCUGAUCGCCUCGUCUCUCGAUUCCUCAAGACGUCUGAACCGGCACGAGUGACAAUCCAUGUUCCCACGUUUCAGAAAGAGUACGAGGAGUUCUGGCUGCGCCCGGCUGAUAAAUCAUUUACUUGGAUUUCUCUCUUGUACUCGAUUAUGGCUUUGUCUAUUUCUCUAUAUCAUCGAAGCUCAGAGCCGUUGCAUUCUAGCAUGGCGGCCCCUAAUACAACAUGGGCCAUAUUCCGGAAAAGGGCCUCGCAGUGUCUUAUCCAAGCGAACUACAUUACCCCAGGGCGAUACAAGGGAGAAGCAUUAUUCCUUUACUCAAUCACUGAAUUCUACCGGAAUCAGGAUACGCAUAUUGGAAUGUCCUAUUUGCUCGGGAUGACAAUUCGCCUGACGAUGCGUAUGGGUUAUCAUCGUGAUCCACGUCAUUACCCAAUGCUAUCUGCCUUGGAUGGGGAAAUGCGCCGGCGUCUCUGGGCCUUGCUUGUUCAGCUCGACACUUUGACCUCCUUCCAAGCCGGUGUCCCUCGAACAAUCCAGCCUUGGCAAUAUGACACAGAGUUACCCUCGAACUUGUUGGACACCGACUUCGACGAGAUUUCCGUUCAAUUGCCACCCGGCAGGCCAAUGAGUGAAGGAACAGAUUGCUCGUACACAAGGUCCAAAUCUCGCAUUAUGAGUGUCUUUGGUCAUAUAACAGACCUAGCAUUCUCUCGAGAGCACGCAUCCUACGAUGAGACCUUGGAAAUUGACCGUCGUUUGGAGACCGCGCAUGAUAUGGUACCCUCUUCCUUGAAAAUUCGACCGAUGACGCAGUGUAUCGCAGACCCAGCAGAGAUGACCAUGCGGCGCUUCGCUUUGGAGUUCCUGUAUCAAACAGCCCGUCUUGUCCUACAUCGUCGAUAUAUCGCUGAGACCAAUCCCAAAUUUGCUUACUCGCGAUCAGUCUGCCUGACCGGAGCUCGGGAUGCGCUUCGAUACUACACAGAGGUCUGGGCCGAGUUCAUGCCCGGUGGUCAGUUGCACGCAGAGCGAUACUUCCUCAACUCCCUCCAAAAUUCAUUUUUGCUCUCAGCAAUGAUUCUCUGCCUUGAGCUGUCCCAGGAUGCAGAUCGUGGUGAUGCUGCACGUCUUAAACCCCAAGAACGAGCAGACUUCUUGCUUCUUCUGGAGAGUACCCAUCGCAUAUUCAUGGACUCCCGUUAUCGGUCUGUAGAUACUCAGCGAGCAGUAAAUGCUUUGAAUAUCAUGCUCAAACGGGUGAAGAAAGGCGGCUUUCAAUAUUCCACUUCGACUGCUAGGCAAUCAAUGGCGCCGAUGAAUGAUGAUAUCUCAACUAAAUCCACCGAUGCAGCAGCAGCAUUUGGUCAAAAAUACUCAACAUACAUACCCAACAUUGGUGGCUUGCAGCCCACAAUACCCAGCCCCGACCAGACGUCACCAUACAACUCCCUGGGGGUCAUUGAAGACAUGCUUGAUAUACCCGCUCAAUUCGACUGGAAUCUGUACGACAGUCACAUCUCAGGAGGCCAAAUGGCCACCGAUAACAACACCUGGUUCUCCGAUGCUUCAGCGACUGCGGCAUACGAUUUUGGUGCGUAUCCUCCUGGUAUAUCACCGAUGGAUCAUCAGAGCGACCAACAGUGA